Messenger RNA from Boeremia exigua, 870 nucleotides. RefSeq lists its product as uncharacterized. Gene Ontology annotation, biological process: mycotoxin biosynthetic process. Lineage: Eukaryota; Fungi; Ascomycota; Dothideomycetes; Pleosporales; Didymellaceae. Bases 1 to 870 code for a protein of 289 amino acids. The transcript has 3 exons. The record is from RefSeq and is a predicted model, not a curated record.
AUGUUCGGCAUCAAGACACAGCAACAAACAGAUUCGUAUAGUCCGGUCAAGUCAGAAGAUAGCGAAGGCUUGCUGGCAAAUAGCGAGACCUCGUCACUCGACGGGCACCCUACUCGAAACCCUUCCCGACGACAGUCAUGGAUAGCGACAAGCAUCAUGCUUUUCUGCACGGCAGUGCUCUCUGCACUGUUCGGUGCCUGGGCUGGACGAAACGGACUGGACGCUGAUGCUUUCAGCAUGCGUCAUAUUUCGGAAUACUCUCCCAUCAUGAAGGACGCAGAUAUGACCUUCAGCCGUGUCCUUUUCAAUGGCUCCUUCCUCAAGCUCAAUGCAUUCAGACAGGAUGCCGGGCCAGAAGUCGACGCAGCUUGGACAAGUCUGGGUGCAGACUUCAGCGCUGUCCGCAUUCCAGCUUCCGAAGCUGCGAAAUCGAAUAUCAGAGCCGAUCAGGUGAAGAUCAAGGAGAAGUACGGUGGUGGAUUUCCUGCGAACGUAGAGGGCCUGCAUCAUCUACACUGCUUGAACCUGCUUCGAAAGUCGCUGUCCUGGAAUAUCGACUACUACAGGGCGAUGAAGAUGGGGCCCUUUGCCAAUGACGAGCACGUCCUAAAGGCGCACGUCACACACUGUCUCGAUAUCAUUCGGCAACAAUUAAUGUGCAACGUUGAUAUCGGCGUCUUGGGGCAAGUCUGGUAUCAGCCACCCAAUUCGGAGAUCGAACCCUUUGUCGACUUCAAUACUGUGCAUACGUGUCGCAACUUUGAAGCUGUGCGCGAUUGGGCUGAGAAGCGCCAGCUGCCGACCGAGACCGCAGAUGACUAUCUCGAGGAACCGAAAGAAGGCGACAGAAUCUAUCUGGAGAUUCCGUAG